AUGAAGAAUUGUAUAAAUCCAAAAAAUGUGUUUUAUUUCUUACGAUAUUUUGGUAAACUCAUUGCUAUUUGGCCCUUAAAAAUAAAUGCUACUAAAAAUGAAGUUUUAAUCCAUAACUUUAAGUGGUGGGUUGCUUUUACCAAUGUCAUAGCAUUGUUGAUACCGUUAAAUCUAGCAGUUUACUAUUUUUAUGAAGACUCCAUCAAAAUUACAAGAUCGUUAUCAGAGAUGACGGCCCUUUGUGAAAUAUUUCUUAAUAUGUUAGCAAGUAAAGUUAUGGAAAAAAAAUUCCAGAACCCUGUACUAGGCCUCCUGAAAUUAUUCACGAGUAACGUGAUGGAAGGAAUACGAUUUAUUAUUUUAAAGUCAAAUGUAUUAAUGACUGGAGCGAUCAUAUGUGGUGCUUUCCAGUUAAUUCAACAUCCACCCAUAGAGAUUUUAUUACGAUUUGUUCUCAUGGUAACAGCUGGUUGUUUUAGACUCUAUGUCAGCGCUCAACCCGCGAGCGAUUUACGGGAAAACUGUGAAUCAUUAGCUAGAUCUUCUCUUUACGUAGCUUCGCAACAAAAAUCACCGGCUGCAGCUCGAAUUGCUAUUAUGCUAGCGUUCCGCAGUCAAAAACCAUUUGUGUUGUCCAUAGCGGGACUCAUAAAGUCUUAUUCUGUAGAGUCCUAUGCUGAAUUUCUAUCAAAAACGAUGUCUUACUUCGUCAGUUUACGAGCAGUUUUAGAGAAAUGA
Molecule: messenger RNA, 738 nt
Organism: Copidosoma floridanum
Lineage: Eukaryota; Metazoa; Arthropoda; Insecta; Hymenoptera; Encyrtidae
Biological process (GO): sensory perception of smell; detection of chemical stimulus involved in sensory perception of smell
Cellular component (GO): plasma membrane
Molecular function (GO): odorant binding; olfactory receptor activity
Source: RefSeq, a predicted model, not a curated record